AUGGAACGAAGGGAUGAUUUGCAACACGUGUUGAUGCCGAACCAACAAGAGGAAAACCUUCCAGAAAGUGACGACUGGAGGAUGGAAGAACGGCCAGCGAUGGAAGUUGUCGUUGGCCAAGUUUUUUUUUUUGGAUUUUUUUUUUCUAUUUGGAAUGUUUCCAGGGAAGCGUGGAAGGGGAAUUCGUGGAAGUGGACGAUAUCGGUCAAGUUGAUCAUGUGAUAGAGUUAGGACAACAUCAUGAAUAUGAAGGUUAUUUUCCUUUCUCUUAUCAUUUCGUUUUUUAUAGUAUCGUGAAUCUUUAGAUGUCUUAUUAUUACCAAAUUUGAGCUCCAUAAACGCCGGUGAAGUGCGUUAAGGAUGUUUUAAUGAAAAAAAAGAGGAUUUUGAAUAAUUUUCUAAUGCAAAAAUGAGUUGAUAAUAUUAUUUUUUAUCACUGUAAUAAAAAAUUUUCAAACAAUGUCAUGGGCUUUUCCUAACUCGUAAAGAACUCGUGAGAAUUAUAUUUCAUUUAGUAGCUAUCUCAUUUGUAGAUGGCUUCCCAUCGUUGUUGCCGAUUCGCGACGGCGCGCCUCUGUUGACUUUGAAUUUGCCCGAUCUCAUCAGUAAAUCGAUUCCGUUUGCCAACGGGGAAAAGAUGAUAAUUUGCUUCAACAAAAAGUGCUCGCGUCAGAUUGCAUUUGCCGGUUAUCUCUAUUCAAUCAGCGGAUACGUAAGCUCCUAUUCCAAGCCUCUAUUCCUCGGAUUAUUUUGUUCAGCUUGAAGAAAACUCGUGGAACCUGUGGAAAUGCGUCAACGAGAAUUGCGACGGAUCCGUCAGGACCUCUCCCAAUUGCCUCGAGCUCCGGGUCAGGACGGAGCACAUCAGCAGCUGUGUUCCCGACGACGCUCAAGUGAUACAACGUUCCAUUCUUUAUCUAUGCAAUGAGAUUUUCAGAUACGCCUGAGAAUCGCCAUUUACGACCUGAGGUUGAUGGCUGAGUUCACGGACCUGAGUCUUCAGCUGCUUUUCGCCGGAAACGGUUGGUUUACUUUUCUUCUUUUUGAUUUUUCUUUUCACUGCAGAAAGUCGUAUGAAGGCUGAUAACGGUGAUAUUGCACAUUUGAUGCCUUCUUUCGAGACUUUGAGGACGACUCUUGAAGAUCAUCGAGUGAAUAAGGUCCGCCUUUUCCUUUGUUCUUUACGUUUUUUCUUGUUUUUUUUUGUGUUUCUCUAUAAUAUAGUUCUUAAAAAGUAAAUGUUCGAACAAACGUUCAACCAAACUUCUUCUGAAAAAUUUGAUGAAAUCGACCAAUUUGUUAAGGUUCACACGAACCGUUUGUUUAAAAUUUCAUUUCAGUUCGUUUUCAUAACUGAGCAUUUGAAAAAAACGUAAAAAAAUUUUUUUCGAAAAAAAUUUUUGGUUAAAAAAAUGAAAAAUUUUAAUUUUUACUUUGAAAUUUUUUUGGUUAGAAAAAGUAAAAAAAUUCACAUUUCAUUUGGAAAAAUUUUGGUCAUUAAGGCGAACAUUUACUUACUAGUCAGACUAUGA
Caenorhabditis auriculariae is the source of this 1532-nucleotide messenger RNA. NCBI's taxonomy places the organism in Eukaryota, Metazoa, Nematoda, Chromadorea, Rhabditida, Rhabditidae. The record is from the annotation of a GenBank genome assembly.